Molecule: messenger RNA, 3671 nt
Organism: Anguilla rostrata (American eel)
Lineage: Eukaryota; Metazoa; Chordata; Actinopteri; Anguilliformes; Anguillidae
Gene: gusb
Product: glucuronidase, beta
Exons: 12
Coding region: 79-2019 (646 amino acids)
Biological process (GO): glucuronoside catabolic process; carbohydrate metabolic process
Molecular function (GO): carbohydrate binding; beta-glucuronidase activity
Source: RefSeq, a predicted model, not a curated record
AUGUGACCUAGGUCGGUUGUCAUGUGACUUUUCAAGUUAACUGGCUGUCUUGCUUUGCGGGAUUUUGCAAAGGCUGAGAUGGAGAAGAUGCGAAAGCUAGUAUUCGCCAAUUUUAUUUGCAUUUCUACAAUAUGGAAUGUAUGUCGCGCAUUAGACGGCGGAAUUCUUUAUCCUCGGGAGUCGAUGUCACGGGAAAUUAAAGAACUGAAUGGAUUGUGGAGCUUCAGGGCCGAUUUUUCACGGAACAGGAAAUUGGGCUUUGAAAAGGCAUGGUUCAAGAGUCCCUUGGCACAGACAGGUCCUGUGAUCGACAUGCCUGUGCCUGCCAGCUUCAAUGAUAUCACUCAAGAGCCCCGACUGAGGGACUUCAUUGGCUGGGUGUGGUAUGAGCGGGAGGUGCUGGUCCCUCCCCGCUGGGUGUCUGAUGAGGGCCUGAGAAUAGUGCUUAGGGUGGGAAGUGCACACUACUAUUCUGUGGUUUGGGUGAAUGGGGAGAUGGUCGCUGAGCACGAGGGGGGCCACCUUCCGUUCGAAGCGGAUGUCAGCAGCGUGCUCCGAGCUGACCCCACCGUUCCCUGCAGGAUCACCGUCGCCGUCAACAACACACUGACCCUGCAAACAUUGCCUCCUGGCACCAUUCAGCACAUGGACGACCUCACAAAGUACCCAGCCAACUAUAUUGUGCAGAAUACAAAUUUUGACUUCUUUAAUUAUGCUGGAAUACACCGACCCGUGCUACUAUACACUACCCCGAAGGCUUACAUUGAUGACAUCACAGUGGCGACAAGUUUUGCAGAUAAUAUUGGACUAAUAAACUACCAGGUGUCUGUCAAGGGCAGUCAGAACCCAGCAGUGAAGGUGAUGCUGAUGGACAAGGAUGGUCAUUGCGUGGCCACUGCCAAUGGGUCGUCUGGGAUUCUCAAAAUUGUGGAUGUCAAUCUGUGGUGGCCCUACCUAAUGCAUGUGAAUCCGGGAUACCUGUAUUCUCUUGAGGUGCAAUUGAAGGCAGUGAACGGCAGCUCGCAGUAUGAGGAUUUCUAUACUCUUCCUGUGGGCAUCCGCACAGUCCAGGUCACCAAGACUCAGUUCCUCAUCAACAACAAGCCCUUCUACUUCCACGGAGUCAACAAGCAUGAGGACUCUGAUGUUCGAGGGAAGGGCCUGGACUGGCCGCUUAUCGUGAAGGACUUCAACCUGCUGAAGUGGCUGGGGGCCAACUCCUUCCGCACGAGCCACUACCCCUACGCCGAGGAGAUCAUGCAGAUGUGCGACCGCCACGGAAUCGUGGUCAUAGACGAGUGCCCCGGCGUGGGCAUCAAAGACAUUCGCAGUUUUGGAAAUGCUUCUCUUGCCCACCACCUGGUGGUGAUGGAGGAGCUCGUGAGGAGGGACAAGAACCACGCCUCUGUGGUCAUGUGGUCCGUAGCCAACGAACCUGCUUCUGAGAUGCCUCCUGCUGGAUUAUACUUUAAGACGUUGAUUACGCACACCAAGUCUCUGGAUUCUUCUCGGCCUGUCACCUUCAUUACCGAUAGCAACUUUGACAGGGAUAAAGGGGCUCCCUACGUGGACGUCGUUUGUGUGAACAGCUACUUCUCCUGGUACCAUGACCCUGGGCAUCUGGAAGUCAUUCCCAUUCAGCUGAACACCCAGUUUGAGAACUGGUAUAGCAAAUACCAGAAGCCCAUCAUUCAGAGCGAAUAUGGAGCUGAUGUUGUUCCAGGGCUCCACACUGACCCGCCCAUGAUGUUCACAGAGGAGUACCAGAAAAUUGUCCUGGAGAAUUAUCACCGCGUGUUUGACCAGAAGAGGAAGGAGUAUGUCAUCGGCGAGCUCAUCUGGAACUUUGCCGACUUCAUGACGGCGCAAACCAUCACUCGGGUCGUGGGGAACAAGAAGGGCAUCUUCAGCCGGCAGCGACAGCCGAAAACGGGCGCGUUCAUCCUGAGGGAGAGGUACUGGAAGCUGGCGAACGAAACGGGCCUCCUGCCCAGCUGGACGCGGUACCCCUGCCUGUGAGGGCACCGCCACGGCCGCCACGGGCCUACCGCGCUGCCGGAAUCAGGAGGGGGACGGGGGACGCACCAGCGCAAGUGCCUUUGAACUCAGUGCCUUAUUUCGUCAGACGGGACAAAAGGAUGGUGCUCUUAUUGAUCGACGCGUCAUAUCCUAUGGGUCAAGUUUUUUUGUUUUUUUCCUUCAAUCAGAGAACAAGUUGUUUUGCUAUAAAUGUGAAUUUCAGUUUUCAUCAUUUCACCGCUAUCCAUAUUGUAUGUUGUCUAAAUGGCAGUUUUGGCUAUUUUCAUAAGCUUUUGUCUUUCAAUGCAGGUUACAAUAACAGGUCAACAGCCAGAGCUAAAAAAAGGAACAAAAAAAAAAUGGGUUUCAAUCCUGUGUGAACGGUGUCUCCCACACUACCCACACUGUUGCGACUGUGUGUGACUUUCCCAUAAUCCCCCUUGUGUGGCAGGAAUUGCAGUGUUAUUUUUUUUUUGUUAAAAUACCAUGGUAGGAAACCAGCCCAUGGGCCCUGCCCCAAAAGCACGAGCUGCAUUAACUGUCAUAUUGAAGCAAAGUGCCACCAUCACAGCUGCUGAAAAUCUUGUCGGAGUCAAACUUUGGGUGGGGCGGGGUGUAAGGGCGAGGGAGGAGAGACGGGUUUAGCUGGGUGUUGUUCUCGUACCACCCACAGUGCUCUCUGACGCUUCUGUAGCCUGCGGCAGUUAUCUUCCAUUGUGGCAUCAGUUCAGGAUACCUUAACAGCAAACUCCUAAAUCAACAGUAAGCAAUUGAGAGAGGAAUGUCAUAGAAUGGUAGAUCUUUGGCAUUUUUUGGUUUACGUAAAAUCAGCAGUGCCUGAAUAGCUUGAGCUCACCAAGUCUGAUUAGGGGAAAGCAGUUUGUCACACCAGGGAUAGAUGUUCUACUGUAUGUGAUUUCCGACUUUAAAUAUCUCUGACAAAUCAGUGUAAAGUUUAUGUACAGUAAAUUGCAAUGUACAGUUACCAGUACCCCAAGACAUAUGUUGUAAGUUUUGAGUAUAACAAACUAUAAGGUUUAUGUGUGUAAAUUUAACCAAGCAGUUUAAGUAUAAUUUUUUAUUGACCUCCAUAAUGCAGUAAAUUGGAAGUCCUUAAGUAUAGUUGCCUCUCUCUUACCCCUUGAACCACUAUGCCCUCUUAUGGAAGAAUAAACACUACAGCUCCUUCAUCAGCUGGAUUGAAUAAAUGAGGAAUGCACAUUUAAAAUAUUUUCCAUCCUUGGGAUGUUUAUACCCGCAUGUUUUUAUUACAAAAAAUGCAGACCUUGUUCAUCACACGUAAAUGGUUCUUUGAUUAUUCCCAAUAUCAUUAUGAUUUAUCAGGGAAACUUCCAGAAAGGACAAAAUACUUUUAAACAAAGCAUUGGGCUGAUUGAAAUCCAUCACCAGAGAAAAAAGGUCUGCUCUCAUACCAGUGAUUUCUGCAGCCGAAUUCUUAGCCAGUGCACUUCCAAUACACAAAAAUGUGAGGCUAUACAACUUGUUUCUAUGUCUGCUGGUCAUGAAUCAUAAAUCUCAACACUAUUCGGGGUAAUCUAUUCUGGGUUUUUAUCUUGAUUGCUUGCACAUACCAGUAUUUCUAGAAAACUGUAUUUUUGAAACUCUAUUAUCAAUAAAAAUCCUAUUGUGUA